Rhipicephalus sanguineus (brown dog tick) is the source of this 1830-nucleotide messenger RNA. RefSeq names its product membrane metallo-endopeptidase-like 1. Gene Ontology annotation, cellular component: plasma membrane. Gene Ontology annotation, biological process: protein processing. The record is from RefSeq and is a predicted model, not a curated record. Gene Ontology annotation, molecular function: metalloendopeptidase activity. The coding region runs from base 1 to 1830 and encodes 609 amino acids. The transcript has 3 exons. Lineage: Eukaryota; Metazoa; Arthropoda; Arachnida; Ixodida; Ixodidae.
AUGAGUCCGAGCUCCUGGCCCCCUUACGGGUACGACCAGAUCGCCAGUACAGCGAUGGCCGAGAUCAUGAUCAAGUGGAUACGGUCCUUCGCAGAAUUUUUAGAUCAAGCAGCGAGCACCAGCGACGUGGGAAAGAAGCCACAGGCGCUGUUCGAGGCGUGUGUGGCAGAUCGUUCGACGGACUUUUCCGAUGUCAAGCGCUUUCGUGGAUUUCUAUCUGAGCUCAACCUUUCGUGGCCGGAGCAGCCGCCUGUAGUGCCCAGCGCGCUGGGUGUGCUGAUCGACUUAGCCUUGAAUUGGCACGACACCUUCUGGCUCACGCUCAGAGUGGAUGCGGGUAACGAUUCGCAGACGGAGAAGCGUCGCAGAAAGAGGUUGCUGAUAACACCGGGAAGCGAAGAUACACUCGCCUUCUUCGCCAGAAACCAUUUUCACGUGCUAAAGCACAACGCUUACAUGGAUUACUGGAAGAUGCAUUUCAAGGCGCUCUACGGAAACCAAACCAUCCCUCUCACGGAAAAAGACAUCUUCGAAAGCUGCUCGCUACAGACGAUGGUUGUGAAUCUCCUGCUCGACGCCAUGAAACGGAAAACGAAGGUGCCGCUUCUCAUUCCACUCUCUCGCAUCGGCGAUUACACGGGAAGACUGAAUUCGUCACUGUGGUUGGACCAGCUCAACUCUCACGCUAACGAACGAUUCUCAUUCACUAGCGAAGACGAAGCGUUUGUCGAAGACCACUACUAUCUUGAGGCAAUCGGUGAACUAUUCACAAAGUACGACGAUGAAGUCUUGCUCCGUCAAAUGUCUUGGGAGUUCGUUCAGACCCACAUCGUCGUGUUGGACAAAGCGCCCUUGGAGAUAGCCCUUUGGGGUGAAGUCCACGCUGCACGUUACAUUCCACUCUACUGCGCUAUGUACGUCGAAGACGUCUACAGGCCGCUCCUAGCUUACUUGUACUCCACUUCACGUCUGACAUAUCGCGACCGCCUUCUUGUCAACACUGGCCUGGAGAGCGUCGUGCGACAAGUCACGAGGAAGGUGAAAACGUCCUGGUUCAGCGAACCAAGCAAAGCGACAGCCCUGCAGAAGUACACGUCCAUGCGCUUCAGACUGUGGCCACCGGACCUCCCCCAAGAAGAAGUCGAAAGGUUCUACAGAUGCUUUCCCAACAGUGGGAGGUCCUUUGUGCAGAUAUGGAUCGAAGGACACGAGUGCAUGCGUCGUGUACCGGACACUCCUUUUCAAGAGAGCAGUCGUGGUAUGCACAGCGUCAUAUCUUCCCGCUCAUUCAUUUACGACUACCUUUCAAACUCCAUUGACGUGGCCAUUACAACUUUCUCUCGCCCCGUUUAUUACUCAUACGGGACGAGAGCCAUGUUUUAUGGUGGCGUAGGGUUCUUGUUCGCCUCGCAAAUAAUGAAGGCGCAAGAUCCGACGGGUCUCUACAUUACAGCUAACGAAAGCGUUGUGGAAGGUUCCUGGAUGGCACCCUACGACUCGGAUGAGUUCCAGAACAGGGUUCAGUGCCUUGGCAACGGUACCGAAGAUUACCUCGUCUCCCACGUCGCUGCGCUGGAAGUUGCGUACUCGGCGUUUGCCGCAGGCGACGACAUCGAUUACAGUCGCCGUCCAAUAAGCAGGAACCUGACGGAAGCCCAGGUCUUCUUCUUGAUGUUGUGCCAUGCCAUGUGCCACGUCGCGAGGCCUGUGCGAGAUCUAUCCACCGACUGCAACAUGCUGCUCAAGAACUCCCCGCACUUCUCCGAAGCCUUCCACUGUGCUCGCGGAUCGCCAAUGAAUCCGGAAAGAAAAUGCGGCUUCUUCGAAUGA